Messenger RNA from Xyrauchen texanus (razorback sucker), 2356 nucleotides. RefSeq names its product G protein-coupled receptor kinase 1 b (gene grk1b). The transcript is spliced from 8 exons. Bases 43 to 1824 code for a protein of 593 amino acids. Gene Ontology annotation, biological process: protein phosphorylation; regulation of signal transduction; signal transduction. The record is from RefSeq and is a predicted model, not a curated record. Gene Ontology annotation, cellular component: cytoplasm. NCBI's taxonomy places the organism in Eukaryota, Metazoa, Chordata, Actinopteri, Cypriniformes, Catostomidae. Gene Ontology annotation, molecular function: ATP binding; G protein-coupled receptor kinase activity.
UGGAGGAGAGGUUUUUACCUUGUCUAUGGAGUGCAAAGAUUGAUGUGCCCAUGCUUUGGAUUUGAUUUAGGAGGAUUUUUUAACCACAAUUGGUUUCUUUUGUCACAGAGAUCCAACAAAAGAGAGCGCUACAAAGAUAAAGACAUGGAUAUUGGAGGUUUGGAGACCGUGGUGGCCAACUCGGCCUAUGUGUCAGCGCGCGGGAGUAUAGAUGGUGCUGCCGCGGCAACUAUGCGUGACAAAAAAUUCCGGGCUAAGCUCAACCUUCCACACAUCAGAGAAUGUGAACACAUGAAGACCACAGUCGAUUCUGCAUUUGACAGCAUGUGCGUACGCCAGCCAAUUGGUAAACGGCUCUUUCAGCAAUAUCUCGAAAGUGAAGCUGCUCACAAGAUUGCUGCAGAACUCUGGAAAGAUAUUGAAGACUACAACAUUGCACAAGAAAAUGAGAGAGCUCAGAAAGCACAAAAGAUGGUCAACAAAUACUAUGAGUCAUCCUCCAAGAAUUUCUGCAACUUCCUGGCAGACAAGGCAGUGAGCAGGGUGAAGGAGGACCACAAGAACAUUCCAGGAGAUCUUUUUAAAGAGAGCGAACAGCAGCUCCUAGCCCACCUGGAAGCUAAUGCACUGAAUGGCUUCAAGGACAGCAUGUACUUUCUGCGUUAUGUACAGUUUAAAUGGCUGGAGAGUCAACCUGUUACUGAGGAAUGGUUCAUGGAUUUCAGAGUCCUUGGAAAAGGCGGGUUUGGUGAGGUCCAUGCUUGCCAAAUGAAGGCAACUGGGAAGAUGUAUGCUAACAAGAAACUGAACAAGAAGAGGUUGAAGAAACGUAAAGGUUAUGAUGGUGCUAUUAUUGAGAAGCGCAUCCUGGCUAAAGUGCACAGUCGUUUCAUUGUGACUCUGGCCUACGCUUUUCAGACCAAAACAGAACUCUGCCUGGUUAUGACCAUCAUGAAUGGAGGAGACCUCAGGUUCCAUAUGUAUAAUGUGGAUGAGAAGAAUCCAGGCUUUAAUGAGGUUAGAGCUUCUUUUUACACUGCUCAGAUCAUCUGUGGACUUGAGCAUUUGCACCAGCACAGGAUUGUGUACAGAGACCUCAAACCUGAGAAUGUGCUACUGGAUGAUGCAGGACAUGUGCGUCUGUCUGAUCUGGGUUUGGCUGUUGAACUACCACCAGGGAAAGACAAAACACAGGGAUAUGCUGGGACCCCAGGUUUCAUGGCUCCAGAAUUGCUGCAGAAGAAAGAGUAUGACUACACUGUAGACUACUUCACUCUGGGGGUCACUCUAUACGAGAUGGUUGCCGCCAAGGGACCUUUCAGGUGUCGUGGAGAGCAGGUGGAAAACAGUGAAGUGACACGUCGUAUCUUGAGUGACCCCGUCUCAUACCCCCCGACCUUCAGCCAGGAGCUCAAAAACAUCUGUGAAGGACUUAUGGAGAAAGAUCCAGAGAAAAGACUGGGCUUCAAGAACAACGAGUGUGCCGAGUUAAAGAAGCAGUCCUUCUUUAAAGAGCUCAACUGGGGCCGAUUAGAUGCUGGUAUGCUUCCUCCUCCCUUUGUGCCAGAUCCUAAGAUGGUCUACGCCAAGGACAUUGAUGACGUGGGAGCGUUCAGCACCAUCAAGGGUGUUGUUAUUGACAACAAAGACAAUGAAUUUUACGGUGAAUUUUCAACUGGGAAUGUUCCGAUUCCAUGGCAGGAUGAGAUGAUUGAGACAGGGGUGUUCGGGGAGCUUAAUAUCUGGGCACCAAAUGGAAAACUCCCAAACGAUCUGGAUCCAAACUAUGUGGAAGCGAAAGGCGGGGGAUGUGUUCUGUUGUGAAGCCAAGAGAUACAAACAGAAGUGAAACAGAGAGCUCUGGAGCACAAAGGAAAUGAUUGACAAUGAUUCACAGUGAUUAACAAAAAUUAUUUAAUGGAUUAUGCACAGUCAGCAUCAUUCUAAAGGGGUUUAUUUUGCAAUAAUGGGUGGCUGAUUGUACAUUAUCAUGCUUAAUGCAUGGCUAUUUACCAAAUAAAUUCUACAUGGACAUUAAACAUUUAUUUGAAUUUAACUUAGCGAUACGAGAGACAUUAAUAAAGCACAGAAUAUGGCGUUGAUUGACAGGAACAGCAGUCAAAUAUAAAGCUUAGCAUCCAUUAUACAAAAAUAUUUGACCACAGAAUGAACUGAUUGACCAAUCAAAAUACAGGUAUUUCAGAGAGCCAUGUAAUACAUGAUUUCAAUGUAUGAGUAAUACUGUAGAGGAGGUGUUGUGAAGGCUCAAUUGUUCUGCUCAACUAAUCAAUUGAAAUCCACAUAUGUUGGGACAAAUGUGAACUACACAAUUUAAACAAAUUCAGUUUUAACAGUA